This is a messenger RNA of Brenthis ino (lesser marbled fritillary), 930 nucleotides long. Lineage: Eukaryota; Metazoa; Arthropoda; Insecta; Lepidoptera; Nymphalidae. The record is from the annotation of a GenBank genome assembly.
AUGCAGACGACAGUGCCGCUCGCGUGUUUCUUAUCGUUAAUACGUCCUCCUGGAAUCCAGUUUGAGAACGCUCUCCUACAAAUAACGCCGGUGAACAAAGGAAAAUGUCCGUUCGUCCGCGACAAUAUUGACGUUGUGUUUCAGUUAUAUACAAGAUACAACCCCACAGUGCCCCAUAAUCUGAUCAUCGAUGAUGAUGAAAGCCUAUUCGCUUCGAACAUCGACUUCAACGACCCAACAGUUAUAUAUUUCCAUGCUUUCAUGGAGACACCUGAUGAUGGCAGUGCCUUGUUGAUCAGAGAAGCAUACACCCAUCGUGGUGACACCAAUAUCAUAAUGGUGGACGCGCAAACACUGGAGGCAGGGCCGUGGUAUUUCAAAGCCGCAGAGAACACGUGGUAUAUUGGUCGUACAGCUGCUCAUUUCAUAGAUUAUUUAGUAUCUAGAGGUCUAAAUCUAUCAAAAACGCAUCUCGUCGGACACAGUCUUGGCGCUCAAUCCGCCGGGGUCGCUGGUAGCUCGAUAAAAUCAGGUCGCGUAUCCCGUAUCACGGGUUUGGACCCGGCAUUGCCAUUAUUCAACAAGCUACCAAUCCAACAAAGACUGGACCCAACUGACGCUGAAUUCGUUGAUGUUAUACACACUGAUGCUGGUAUAUUUGGGUACAACCAGCAAGUGGGCCACGUGGACUUCUAUCCCAACGGUGGGAUCAGCCCUCAACCGGGGUGCGAAUUGGAAGUAACUAUUCCCCAACAACAACUUUUAAACAAAUUUUUCUGCAGUCAUUGGCGUUCAUACAUGUUUUAUAGUGAGUCAGUUUUACGGCCAUCUUCGUUUGUGGCCACACGGUGUGUGUCUUGGAGAGAUUAUUCAAAAGGCUACUGUUCGAACGAGGUCACCACCCAUAUGGGCUUCGGUGUCGAUUUGAAG